AUGAACUUUUUGACAAGUCAGUCAAAACUUUGCAAGAUUAACCAAGUUAACUCGGAGCCUGAGGUGAACCCUAACUCCGCCGAUCCUGAUGCCGGUCUAGGCUUGUAUUCGCCGGACGUCAAGCAGAUCAGAGAAGAAAUAUUGGACAUCUUAGCUGAACCGGAAACUGUUACAGACCGUCUACCGGAGGUUCAGGAUCUGGACUCGGUAAUCAGGAGCUUCGAGGAAGAGAUUGUUCAUCCGUUAACUCAGCCUCAACCAGACCUCUGCUACCUUCUAGAAGCUUCGGAUGACGAGCUCGGCCUCCCUCCCACCGCUUCAGCUUCUGAUGACCAUUUUAACGCCAAAAUUGACACGCCAGAGAACGCCGCUGGAAUUAGAUUUUUGUUUCCAUGA
Messenger RNA from Nicotiana tabacum (common tobacco), 396 nucleotides. The record is from RefSeq and is a predicted model, not a curated record. Lineage: Eukaryota; Viridiplantae; Streptophyta; Magnoliopsida; Solanales; Solanaceae.